AUGACCGAAGGGGCCUCCUUAAAGGAACAACUUCUGGAUGCUGCAAGACGGAACAAUGUUGAUCUAUUGGAGACUGUUUUCCAAGAGCUUGGAUCCGAUGAGAGACAGAUUGCAGAUUUGAUCAAUUCAUCGUGCGAUCCAAUGGGAAAUACAAGUCUCCACCUGUGCUGCCAAUACGGUUCUUGGGAUGUUCUGGACCAAAUUCUUGAUCAGGAAGGUGGAAUCGAGAUCGAUCCUCGUAACACAUUGGAUGGUGAUACGCCGCUUCAUGUAGCAGUGCGUUACACUUCUUCAGAACCGGAACAUGGAACAUUCAUCGCGCAGAAUUUGAUACAGGUUGGUGCAGAUCCCAGAAUCUUGAACAAAGCGGGUCAAAAGCCAUUGGAUCUCGUGCAUGGCCCGGAUCUCGAAAACCUCAUCGAUAUAUUGCAAGGAGCGGAACUUGCAGCAGAUAACCAGAACUUGGUGAACGAGGAAGACGCGGAGCUGAUAGACGACGGGCCGGAAGACUAG
Messenger RNA from Lachancea sp. 'fantastica', 513 nucleotides. Lineage: Eukaryota; Fungi; Ascomycota; Saccharomycetes; Saccharomycetales; Saccharomycetaceae. The record is from the annotation of a GenBank genome assembly.